Molecule: messenger RNA, 5226 nt
Organism: Phialemonium atrogriseum
Lineage: Eukaryota; Fungi; Ascomycota; Sordariomycetes; Cephalothecales; Cephalothecaceae
Product: trafficking protein particle complex subunit 10
Exons: 3
Coding region: 167-4933 (1588 amino acids)
Biological process (GO): intra-Golgi vesicle-mediated transport; early endosome to Golgi transport
Cellular component (GO): TRAPPII protein complex
Source: RefSeq, a predicted model, not a curated record
ACCGCACUUGCCGUCAUUUCCAGGGCGGGGAAUAUCGGCAAUAUUGUGCCGGUGGAUGCACCCACUCCCGGUCUACCCACAACCCCUGUCCAGUGCCAAGGCUUGAUGACUAUAUCCGCGACUCGAAGACCAGGGCAAUGCCAUAGUCUGCCCUGAGCUGUUCAUUAUGGAACGGCUCUUUUCGACAUCCAAAGUCACAGUCGAGUACUUUGAUCCCCACGACAUCUACAAGUUGAUUGCGCCGGGUCUCAUUCCCCGGCUUCCCCUCCGCGAUCUCCACUGGCGCUCACCUGCCCGCCCUCUCCGAUCAAUACGCAGUCUACAUAUCGAGCUUGUGCCGUCGGGCGCCGAUCCAUCCUCGGUCACCUCCCCUCUCACCUCUACGACUAGCAGAGGUCAAGGCCUGCAGCGCUGCGAGAGCCUCCCCGGUCGCGAUGAUGGCUUCCAGACAGCAUCAAUUGGUGGCCAACUAGGGUCUCCCGACUACCUCGAUGCCUCCUCGUCGACUCUUCGCCUGCCGGGUGCUGGCAGAGAGCGACGACAUCAAAUUCCCGGCCUGCGGCGUACCCCCUACCUCAAGGUCCUGCUCGUCAGGUGCGACGAUAACGAGACGUACAAAUCCCAGACCCGAGCUGAGAUUCGCGAAUGGAUCAAGACGCAGACCGCAUCGUCAGGGAGCACCAAGAAGUCGAGUACGGCAGAGAAUCAUGACGCCUCCGAGUGGCUGAUCAUUCACGUCGUGCUACCCAAUACCGCCGCGGCGACUCAGCCACGGAUAACGGGGGCCAAGGGUAGCUCCGACUCGAACUUGGAUAUCAGUACUAAGAGUAGUUCGACGUCGAGAUGGCGUGGCGGGGCUAAUACUCUGCUGGAAAAGCUGAGAAGCGACUUCAACAGCUCUGGCAAGAACCCCACAGACCGGGUCGUGCAGAUCCGCAUCGGCAUCAACGAUGUGCCAUAUGAUAUCUUGCCCCGAGUGGUUCCAGCCGUCCCUACGGGCUACCAAGAGACGGAACAAGACACCGAGAAUGCGUGGGCAGAAUUGAUCGCCAAAUUCAAAAGCCUGAUCCUGUCGAGCUUCGACGUGCGCGUCAGCCAGUACGAGGAGGACAUCAAGGAAAAGGACGCCCAGAGGAGCCUCCCGGGAUGGAACUUCUGCACCUUCUUUAUCCUGAAGGAAGGGCUUGCCAGGGGCUUCGAGAGCGUCGGCCUUGUGGAGGAUGCCUUGGUCGGAUACGAUGAACUCAGUGUCGGCCUAGACCUGGUCAUCCAGGAGCAGGCCAUAUCAGGUUCGGCCGAGGCUCAUGGCGGCUCAUUGCUCGGUUUUACGGACGAGUUGAAGGAGCUCGCACAAAGAUCUCUGGCACAGGUAGCCAGCGGCAACAUGGAUUUUGCCGACGAAGAGGCAGUCAACCUCCAGUCGUCGGAAGACGGCCCUACAGACCGGUUCGACGAGAUCCCUAUUGCUUCGACAAAGAAGCCAUACCGUGACUUGAUCCUGGCAAACAAUGUAUCGGUGUACGACUUCCGAUGCUACAUCUUUGCCCGGCAGAUCUCGCUCCUCCUGCGGCUCGGAAAUGCGUGGUCAACCCGCGAAGAGCUCCUUGCUAAGCUCAAGGAACAGCAGGAGUCCGUCCUGCACGGUGUGGCUCCUCGUGCUCCGCCUCCCAAGGCGACAGACGAGUCCGAGAACCUCUCCAUGCUAGCUGAGAUCUGCAGGAGGACCCUGGAGUUCAUCCCUGCCGUUUCGCAGGUAAUGAGGAGAGAUAUCGUCGCCGCCAUGGCACCAAAAGCAAAACCAGACGGGGAGAAGCCCCCGUCCGAGCCCCCCUUGGAUCCGGCGCUAUUGGAGACAAUCGACAAUAUCGUGGCCUCGUUCGCCUUUUCAGUUGCGCAACAGAUCCUCGCCCAAACAUCAACAAAGGCCCUCCCCAUCCCCCCAUCAACGAUAGGCUCGUCAGAUGCACAUGAGCCGAAAGCGGCCAUUCCGGAACCCAAAACCAUGAUGCAUCCUGCCCGGAGCUCAUCACUCCACGUCCGACCCAGUGCCACCACCGAUCGCGGUCCGCCAAGUCCAGGUAUCUUUCCCGGCCCAGGUCGAAGGGCGAGUGGCCCUGAAGUGGGUGGUGUCAAUUCCCAAUUCCUGAAAGCUGGCCUGGAGAACCUCGCGGCGCGUAGAGCCGAGCUCUACACACUCUGUCGCAACAUACUGGAGGAGUGCGGCAAGAGGAGAGGCUGGAGUGAUGGAUGGGACUCGGCUCCCAUUCUGUGCGAGACCGAGAUCGUCGAGUUCGAGAACGUAAGUCUGGAUGACGACGGUGCAGAAUCGAAGCUCGCGCCAAAGUCGUCUGACGCCACGCCAGCCUCGACGGCAGCCUCGCUGGCCGGAAUCGCCAACGAGCUUCUCCGUACAGCCCUCGAUAACAAAGAAGACUUCUACCGCCUGUACGAGACCCUCACCGACAAAGCCCUACGGCACUAUACCGUUGCCAACCAUACACACUCGGUCCAGGCCAACAUGGCCGACCUUGCUGUUCUGAAAUUCCAUCUCGGAGAAUACACGGCAGCAGCCGCUUGCUUCCACCAGACUACACGUUUCUACGGCGAGAGCGGAUGGAGCCUUCUGGAGCUAUCCCUGCUAGCGAUGUACUCGCAUUGUCUGCGUGAGCUGCAACGAAAAGAGCUCUACACCGAGGCCCUCCUCAAGCUCCUGUCAAACGCUGCGGCUGCGGAGAUGGAUAAGAUGCAGCAACAUUCAUCAAUUCGAGUAAAGCCGGAGACAGGAUUGCGAUUCCCUGAUCAAUCGGCAAUAUCGGGCUUCUUGAGCCGUCUCUUGGCUGCAUCAAGCUCAGUUGGCAAGGAGAUAAGGACUCCAUUGGCCAACUUCUUCUGCAACAUCGAGAUAGACGAUGCCCCUGUCCAUGACCAGGGCCAAGAUAGCUUCUCCCUGACACUGCAUCUGCGCAGCUUGCUGGUAGAUGACUUUGAGCCGGAGACGGCUCGGCUGAAACUUGUUAGCCCAGCUGCUGCUGGGAAUAAGGAGAUAUGGCUCCAAGCCAAAGACCUCGUGGCUCUCAAGCCCGGCAACAACAAGCUACGUCUGAGCAGCAAUACGAUAAUACCUGGCGAUUACGAGGUCGGGGAGAUCGUUUUGUCGGCCAACAACUUAACGCUGCACCAUGAGCGCAGCUUCGGCCAGGCCCAUGACAAAUCUUUGACGAUACUCAAGAACCCCCGCGUCACGGUUUAUCAGCGAGCCAGCGGCCUAGAUGUGCGACUCACAGCAGCGAAAAGCAUCCAGCUUGACCGGAACAACUCGCUUGAACUUGAAGUCCUGACCGGCUGGAACGAAAUCACCACCUGCGAGGUGCGGAUCAAGUGUGCAACAGGCGGCCUGCGCCUGAUAAUGAGCGAGGCCAAGGUCUCUGGGCCGCACCAACCAACCGAGACACCCGAAGGGGGGGGUUCUUUCACCUUCGGCGCCGUCCCCGCGAGGUCAUGUGUCAAAAUCAGGUUUCCGUUCACCCUUGAGCAGGACAUGCUCAGCCUUUCUGUCAAGGUCGAGGUGUCAUACACCACUGAUCGUGGCUCAUUCGCCUUCUCCAAGACUCCGUCUGUGCCCAUUGCCCUCGCCCUCGGCGUUAACGUGCAAGACGUUUUCAAGCAUAGCAUACUCUUCUCCCGGUUUACCGUGUCGACUGCCACAUCCAGCCCCUUGAGACUGUUUAAGAGCGAGCUGCUCGGAUCGGACCUGUUCGAGUCGCACUUUGGCAUUCCUCCUAGCAAUCCGGUGACCAUCUUCCCGAAGCAGCCGGCGAGCCUGCUCUACAAGAUCACGAGGAAACCAGGGUCUGCAAUAGGCCCGAAGACGCAGAAGACCAUGUACCUGAAGCUCUACUACAGCGUUUUGUAUGAGGAGAUCGAGCAGCGAGUUCGCGAGUCUCUGACGCAGUCGUUGGAGGGUACACCGCUGUGGGAGUACUCUUCCCUUGUCGUGUCGCGUGUGUCGACUCUACUCCAGAGCCUGUCAGAGCACGAUCUUGAGCGAUCGGCACUCCUGGGCGGACUCCGUACGGCCUUCUUGUCCGAGGUGAAGUGGACGAGGUAUUUCGCCGGUCUAGGGAAAAGCGGCAGCAUCGAUGUGGCUUCUGCCCUGUCCGACUUCAUCAUCGCUUGGCAGAAGAGGCAUCACACGAUAGCCAUUCCCCAACCAGACCCCGCCACCAGCGAGCCCAAGUCCAUCCUCAUCCCAGUCGACAUACCCUCUAUCAAGAUCGUCCACACGGCCGACAUCCGCAUCCAGGAGAACGACACAUCGCUGAUACUAGCCGACCCGCUCGUCGGCACAUCCGCCGUCCGCAUCAACCAGCUCCUGCCCGCGACCCUGCACCUCAAGUGGACGCGCAUCUGGGACACGGGCGACACGGCGUCGAGGGAAAUGGGGGAGGACGUCGAGUUUAGCUACGAGGUGACGGCGCCCUCGGACACAUGGCUCCUCGGCGGCCGGAGGAAGGGCCACUUCGUGAUCCCCGGUUUCUCAGAGGAUGACGACGACGACGACGACGACUACAAGGACGCCGGCGGCGCGGGACUGGCGUCCACCCCGGACACGGAGGCAGACAUCUCCCUCCUGCUCGUGCCGCUGCGCGAGGGCUGGCUACCGUACCCGAAUGUCGAGGUCCGGGAGGUGAGCCAAGGGGCGGAUGCCGACGAAAACACCGCCGCCGCCGCCGCCGCCGCCGUCGCUGGUGGUGCUGGGCAGCAGCAGGGCAUCGGCCAAUGCGAGACGGAUUAUCGGAACCUCGGGGAGACGGUCCGCGUCGUUGCCGAUCGCGCAAAGGCCACGCUCAGUCUGGAUGCUAGCGGGCCUGGGGGUGGGCCCCUCGUCUUGGAGAGCGAGCUGUUGGGGCUUGGUGGGAGGGUGGUGGCCUAGGGGUCUUGGGCGGGCCCGGACUGCUGGGUUGAGGCGGCACGGGACGGGGCGGGGCGGGAGAGGCUUAACUCCUUGUCAAUCCUGCGCCAGACUGGCGGAUGAUUGGCGGCUUUCUAGAUAGAAGGGCUUGACUUGGCAUAUGGCGUACGUGUCCGAAUUCCCAAGCGAGCCAAGCUGCCCGUACGGUUUAUCAAUAUCCUCUUCCCCAUGGAGUUCCACCCAGAGUGCAUGUCCAUUACGAGAGUUCAUCAGUAGGGUAAAACUAACCUGUCUCAUAACAGUCUAAACCUAGG